CACCACUCCGUCACCUCAGUGCCGUCUGAGCGUGAGGAGCGAGCGGACGUAUGUCACAGCCGCUCCUGAGUUCUCUUAGCAGCGCUUUGGCUCCCGACGAGAGAGUGUGGCUGCCUUUCACGAGUGUUUGCAUUUGCUUUGGCGAACGAAGCUCAUGUUUGCUGGCCGUUGCAUCUGCAGGAUGUGAAUUGAUGUGACAGAUUAAACCAUCCAUCGCAGAUCAGACUGAAGCGAGAGAAAGAGGAGAAUAAAGUUACGAGAAUAUAAUUUAGAGAUCGGUGUCAAAAUGCUGAGCGAGGUCCAGUACGUGGCCCUGGGCCUGGCCGUGCUCCUCACCUCGACCAGCGCCCAGCUCGGCCUUAACGAAGAGAGCAGGCCUCGCAAACGUCCUAGAAAUUUCCUGGCUCUGAAGAUGGAGAAGACGCGCGAGGACCUCCUCCGGAACGUGGACUGCAACGUGGACUGCCAGCACAAGUCGCGCAACCCGGUCUGCGGGACGAACGGCCGGACCUACGACUCGAGGUGCGACCUGGAGCGCGACAUCUGCAAGAAGGUCAAGGUGCAGCUCAAGCAUGACGGCGAGUGUUCAUUGACGGAGAAGUGCAUCGACGAGAGGAGGGCCAAGCAGGAGCAGGUGGACAGAGGGGAGAUGGUGUACGUGCCCACCUGCGAGCAAGACGGGUCCUACUCGGCCGUACAGUGCCACAACUUCACCUUCUACUGCUGGUGUUCCCUCGAGGACGGAAGCCCCAUCGCCGAGACGUUCACGAAGGAUGAGAUACCUAAGUGCUUAGGAGACCACCCGGUAGCCCCGACGAGGCCUCCCUCAGAAGAGCGGUGUCAUGGCAGGAAGAAGAAAUCGUUCUUGGACAACCUGACUAAACUCCUGGUGGAAGGAUACACGAUGCAGAGGAAUACUCGUUCCUCGAGGCCGAGGGAGCGGCUUCGCGACAUGGCCGUCAAGUGGAAGUUCACUGCCCUCGACAAGGACGGCAACAACAUACUGAAGCGCAAGGAGUACCGAAACGUCUGCAAAACGAUCCGGAACUUCGUGAGGCCCCGGAAAUGCGCGAAACUUUUCCCGCGCUUCUGUGACAUCGAUAACAACGGCCGGAUCUCCAGGGGCGAGUGGGUCGACUGCUUCACUGUCGGGAAGACGGAAAAGAGGCCGACGGGUUGCAAGAGAAAAAAGUGCUCCGGAAAUUCUACCACAACGAAACGCCCUGCCCCCUCGUGCGAGCGCGAGCGCGAGGCGCUGCUCCGAGUGGCGGAGAACGACGGCAACAAGAACUUCUUCAUCCCCGAGUGCGCCGCCAACGGGAAGUACCUGCCCGUCCAGUGCUACCGGGCGGGACAGAGGUACAACGCCACGGAAUACUGCUUCUGCAUGGACACGGAGACGGGAAACAGCCUGGACGGCACGGGGGUCACCAAUGGCACUCCCGACUGCUCUCGGCCCUUCCCCCACGUCCGCGAAUGGCCGGGUUGUGGAGGGAAGACCAAAACAAAAUUCUUGUCUGACCUUCAGGAAUACUUGAUGAGUAAGGCAGAUAGUGUGGACAGAAAUGCAGGUGUCGACCUCACCACACAAUCUAGGGAGGAGUAUGCUGCUGUCUACCAUUUUAGAAACCUUGACAAGAAUGGUGAUAAAGUCCUCGAGAGGAAGGAGAAAAAAGCUGCUAAACGAUUCUUAACAAGUGUCCCAAAGCUGAAAAGAUGUGGCAGAAGAAUCACUAGAUACUGCGAUGUGGACAAAAACCGUAAGAUCUCCUUAGAAGAGUGGGUAGCAUGCAUUGUGGUCCCGGAAAGCAGUGGUAGCAGCAGUGGUGGUGGUGUUCAUAAUGAGGCAAGAAGAAGAAUUGAGGACAACCCAAUUCUUAGACACCUCACACCAGAGGACAAGGUUAAACACUUGAAAUAUAGAAAUUGAUAGAAGAACAGUUGCUGGCUGGUUUGCAGAGAGUCAGGGCGAGACCAGGAAAACCCAUUUGAGGUCAUCCUCAAGCCCGUAGAUGGAUGAAGAAGACUUAAAAAAAAAAAAAAUGAAAAGGAUAAAAGGAAGAAUGAAGAAAAAGUGAUCAAAGUAUCUGGACUGGUGUUUUAUGGCAGGGGAGCUCGAGGAGAUAAUAUUGCAGCAUAUUGAAAGAAAUUGAAUGUAUCAUUUUCUGUUGUUUUUAACCUGAAAUACUGAUAGUAUAUCAAUUAUUAAAAUUAAUGAUUUGGCAAAACAUUUUUUUUUCUUAGGCAUAAAGAAUACCAGAGAGAUGAUUAUAUUAUGUAUGUUUCAUAUUAAUUUAUAUAUGUGUAUAUAUAUGUAUAUAUAUAUAUAUAUAUAUAUAUAUAUAUAUAUAUAUAUAUAUAUAUAUAUAUAUAUAUAUAUAUAUAUUUAUGUAUGUGUGUGUGUCACACAGUCACACACACAUGCAGUCACACACACACACAGUCACACACAGUCUCACACAUACACAGUCUCACACAUACACAGUCUCACACAUACACACACACACACACACACACACACACACACACACACACACACACACACACACACACACACACACACACACACACACACACACACACACACAUACACACACAUACACACACACACACACACACACACACACACACACACACACACACACACACACACACACACACACACACACACACACACACACACACACACACACACAUACACAUACACACAUACACAUACACACAUACACACAUACACACACACACACACACACACACACACACACACACACACACACACACACACACACACACACACACACACACACACACACACACACACACACACACAUACACACAGUCUCACACACAGUCUCACACACACAUACAGUCUCACACACAUACAGUCUCACACACACAUACAGUCUCACACACACACAGUCUCACACACACGCAGUCUCACAAAUACAUGCAGUCUCACAAACACACGCAGUCUCACACACACACACACACACACACACACACACACACACACACACACACACACACACACACACACACACACACACACACACACACACACACACACACACACAUACACA
Messenger RNA from Penaeus indicus, 3080 nucleotides. It is a transcript of the gene magu, whose product is annotated as SPARC-related modular calcium-binding protein 1-like. The coding region runs from base 287 to 1930 and encodes 547 amino acids. Gene Ontology annotation, molecular function: calcium ion binding; protein binding; heparin binding. The record is from RefSeq and is a predicted model, not a curated record. The transcript has 15 exons. Gene Ontology annotation, biological process: extracellular matrix organization. Lineage: Eukaryota; Metazoa; Arthropoda; Malacostraca; Decapoda; Penaeidae. Gene Ontology annotation, cellular component: basement membrane.